Pan troglodytes (chimpanzee) is the source of this 951-nucleotide messenger RNA. It is a transcript of the gene OR10AD1, whose product is annotated as olfactory receptor family 10 subfamily AD member 1. Lineage: Eukaryota; Metazoa; Chordata; Mammalia; Primates; Hominidae. Gene Ontology annotation, biological process: G protein-coupled receptor signaling pathway. Gene Ontology annotation, cellular component: membrane. The record is from RefSeq and is a predicted model, not a curated record. Gene Ontology annotation, molecular function: G protein-coupled receptor activity; olfactory receptor activity.
AUGCUAACGAACGGCAGCAUAGUGACAGAAUUUAUCCUCGUGGGCUUUCAGCAGAGCUCCACUUCCACACGAGCAUUGCUCUUUGCCCUCUUCUUGGCCCUCUACAGCCUCACCAUGGCCAUGAAUGGCCUCAUCAUCUUUAUCACCUCCUGGACAGACCCCAAGUUCAACAGCCCCAUGUACUUCUUCCUCGGCCAUCUGUCUCUCCUGAAUGUCUGCUUCAUCACCACUACCAUCCCACAGAUGUUGAUCCACCUCGUGGUCAGGGACCACACUGUCUCCUUUGUAUGUUGCAUGACCCAGAUGUACUUUGUCUUCUGUGUUGGUGUGGCCAAGUGCAUCCUCUUGGCUUUCAUGGCCUAUGACCGUUAUGUUGCUAUCUGCUACCCACUUAACUAUGUCCAGAUCAUAAGCCAGAAGGUCUGUGUAGCCUGGUUCUUUGGGCUGAUCAAUGGCAUCUUUCUUGAGUAUAUUUCAUUCCGAGAGCCCUUCUGCAGAGACAACCACAUAGAAAACUUCUUCUGUGAGGCCCCCAUAGUGAUUGGCCUCUCUUGUGGGGACCCUCAGUUUAGUCUGAGGGCAAUCUUUGCCGAUGCCAUCGUGGUAAUUCUCAGCCCCAUGGUGCUCACUGUCACUUUCUAUGUGCACAUCCUGGCCACCAUCCUCAGCAAAGCCUCCUCCUCAAGUCGGGGGAAGACUUUCUCUACUUGUGCCUCUCACCUGACUGUGGUCAUCUUUCUCUACACUUCAGCUAUGUUCUCUUACAUGAACCCCCACAGCACACAUGGGCCUGACAAAGACAAACCUUUCUCCCUCCUGUACACCAUCAUUACCCCCAUGUGCAACCCCAUCAUUUAUAGUUUCCGCAACAAGGAAAUUAAGGAGGCCAUGGUGAGGGCACUUGGAAGAACCAGGCUGGCCCAGCCAGUCUGUCUAGCAGGAAGGCCCUGA